UUUUCUGGCAGAGAGAACGUUCCAGGUCAACGUAGAGGGGCAUUUGUCGCCAGCACAUCCGCUGGAAAAUGGUGUGCCGCAGGGCUCAGUGCUCUCUGUGACACUAUUUCUCGUGGCUAUCCAACCCAUCUUCCGCGUGGUCCCGAACUCCGUACAAGUGUUGCUGUACGCCGAUGAUAUUCUGCUUCUUGUGUGGGGAAAGAAAGACCAGUUGCUCCACCGAAAACUUCAGGCCGCAGUGAAAGCCGUCGAUAAAUGCCCUAACGUACGCCGUGAACCCAUACAGGCGAUAAAGGUAGAUGGUGUAGCCGUUCCAACACAAACGCUGCUGAGAACCCUCGGUGUUACUCUCGACCGAUCGCUCAACUUUAAAGCGCAUUGCAAAGUGGCGAAGAAAACGUGCAAAUCCAGGCUGCGUAUCUUGAAGAUGAUUGGCGCCAAGCUACCCCGUGGUCAACGCGCUUCUUUACUUCAAAUCGGGUCAGCAAUUGUCACCUCUCGAUUACUAUAUGGCAUGGGGCUCGUAAGCAGCGGAGGAGAUGCCGUCGUCCAAACACUCGCACCUACAUACAACAGAAUGGUAAGGUUUGCAUCUGGUGCAUACGUCACGAGUCCAAUUCUAGCCAUUAUGGCUGAAGCAGGUACUUUGCCGUUCGAUCUGCUUGUCCUCCAAACCAUCGCACGAUUGGCUAUCCGUAUGUUAGAGAAUAGUGGGGAUAAUGCUGCUCUUCCCUUGGUACAUAGAGCUUCCAGUCGUUUGAUGGAGAUAGUCGGAACGCCUCUUCCAAAUAUCUGCUCCCGCACGCGGCUAACUACCCGAAAGUGGUACGAAGCCAGACCCCAGAUCAUGUGGGACAUCAAGAAACGCGUAAAAGCCGGAGAUCCUUCGGAUACUGUCCGUCCAGUCGUCCAGGAGCUACUGACAGAACGUUUCAGCCGAUCAACAGUCGUCUACACAGAUGGGUCGAAAGACGAUAUCGCUGUCGGCGCAGGAGUUUUCGGAGAACACUAUCAACAGUCGCUAGGUCUUCCACAGCAUUGCAGCGUCUUCUCAGCCGAGGCAUUUGCAAUAAAAACAGCGCUAACAGCAUACCACACGUCUAGCGAUUUGCUGAUCAUGUCAGAUUCGGCUAGCUGUUUAUCAGCAAUCGAAGCCGGCACAUCCCAGCACCCGUGGAUCCAACAGAUUGAAAACAUGCUUCGGAACCGUCCAAUCAAUCUUUGCUGGAUCCCAGGUCACACUGGCAUCCGCGGUAACGAAGAAGCAGACCGACUUGCAGGAGAAGCCAGGGGCGUUCCCCCAUUGGAUAUAUCCGUUCCCGGAGCAGAUGCCGUUAGUCAAAUCAAAACAACUAUCCGAAAUCGAUGGUACCAGCGGUGGUCAGCGUCCACCGAGGUGAAACUACGCGAAGUAAAAUUCAACACAACAAAGUGGACUGACCGCGAGAAUUCGGCCGACCAACGAGUGCUAACGCGAUUGCGAAUAGGGCACACCCGAUUGACGCACGAAUUCCUGCUGAAAAAAGAAUCCCCACCGGUUUGCGACAGCUGCGGGGUAACUACUGACGUCCGUCAUGUGAUCCUCCACUGUAGGAGGUACGACGAAGCCAGGAAGAAGAACGAUAUUGAAUCGACGAGUCUACGAGUGACUUUAUGCAACAACAGAGACAACGAAGAGAAAUUGCUGAACUUCCUCAAGGAAGCAAAUCUGUAUAAACAAAUUUGA
This is a messenger RNA of Topomyia yanbarensis, 1726 nucleotides long. RefSeq lists its product as uncharacterized. Lineage: Eukaryota; Metazoa; Arthropoda; Insecta; Diptera; Culicidae. The transcript is spliced from 2 exons. Gene Ontology annotation, molecular function: RNA-DNA hybrid ribonuclease activity; nucleic acid binding. The record is from RefSeq and is a predicted model, not a curated record. The annotation marks the transcript as partial.